Messenger RNA from Cyprinodon variegatus (sheepshead minnow), 594 nucleotides. RefSeq names its product protein SZT2-like. NCBI's taxonomy places the organism in Eukaryota, Metazoa, Chordata, Actinopteri, Cyprinodontiformes, Cyprinodontidae. The record is from RefSeq and is a predicted model, not a curated record. The coding region runs from base 1 to 594 and encodes 197 amino acids. The transcript has 5 exons. Gene Ontology annotation, cellular component: peroxisome.
AUGUCUCUGUCCUCCACAGCGAUCCAGGCCCUUCGCUCCGUGCUGAACUCCUUCUCUAUAGUCAACAGGAAGAACAUGUUUGUCUACCAGGAGCGUACGACUAAAUCUGUCUUUUACCUCCGACUGUGUGAAACCUCACAGACCAGCAGAUACCCUGACCUGGAUGGAAACCUUCAUACGCCCCCCCGGCCCUUGGGGCUGGUUAGAAGCCAGGAACCUGUUAAUCCUGAAGACCAGAUGGGUCCCAGAUCUUCAAUUGAAGGCUCCCGUCCAGUAGGACAGGUGGACAAGCACAUCCUGCUGCUGGUGCAUGGAGUGGGAAAUGCAGAGAAAAGCGGAUCUUCUGAUCUUCUGGAUCGGAACCGCAGACUGACUGAUGGAGGAUCAGAUCUCAGAGGUUCUGGGAACACCAGUCCGGUCCGCUCCGGUCCGGUUCCGAUGUUCCGGCUCACCGAACCGAGGGAGCCCUCUGCCCAAUCACUGCCUCUGAUUGUGAACCUGGAGGCCAGUUCAGGAUUGUUUCCCUCUGAUUGGCUGGGAAGCAAAUUAGAUCCAGAGAAUCAGAGCCGUGUUCUGGUUCUGAUCCGGUUUUAA